AUGGGUUUCGAUCCGAAUCAAAGCCGUCGAGGUAGUGCCAACAAACCAAUAAACAUCACAUUCCUUGAAGUGAUCAUGGAGUUCAGUCCAAAGCUGAUACGUCAGGACAAAGCUGCAGUAAAAUUUCUUGCAAAAAUCAAUCCUGUUUGCAGCAUGCGGUAUUUGGAGCGACAUGGUCCUCCUAUUCUGCCAUCGAAAGAGCCUAUAUGGGAACCGUACCUGUUGUACAGAAAUUCUCUCGUGGAGAAGCACCCUGAUGACGCAUCAUCGGUUCGCAGUUUCUCUACUGCAUAUACAGCAAGAGGAAGGGGACGUGGUCGUGGUCGAGGAAGGUCGACACCCACACCGUCUGAGAGAUAG
Ostertagia ostertagi is the source of this 360-nucleotide messenger RNA. The record is from the annotation of a GenBank genome assembly. Lineage: Eukaryota; Metazoa; Nematoda; Chromadorea; Rhabditida; Trichostrongylidae.